Molecule: messenger RNA, 699 nt
Organism: Diversispora eburnea
Lineage: Eukaryota; Fungi; Glomeromycota; Glomeromycetes; Diversisporales; Diversisporaceae
Source: the annotation of a GenBank genome assembly
AUGACUCAAUUAGACCAUCCACAUUUGUCCUCGCCUGUUCCAUCCGAUGCACCACCAAGUUAUGAUGAUGUUAUAUCUUCUUAUUCAAAUUUACCAAAUACCAAUAUUAGAUUUCAACCUCGAAAAAAAUCAUUUUUCUCUCCUUUGGAAGAAGGUCGAAAUUGGGCUGCAAUGGCAUACUUGAUCCUAUGGGAUCUUCCUUAUGCAUGCUUUUGUUUUGGUUGGGUGAUUGGAUCUUUCAUUGGUGGUUUUUGUUCUUUGAUAUUUCCCCCUGUCGGUUAUGUAAUAUUACUUUUUUCAGUUUAUUCAUGGAGAAUGCUCGCAAGAUUGGAGAUUGCAAUACUAAAUUCGAUAUCAUCACCUUCCGAUAUUGCCUUGUCAACCCAUACCCCACUUCCAUCCAUUACCCGAGUAUCUCCUCAAAUUUUAUUUAGUAAUAUGAAUCAAUAUCAUCAUGUAAUUCCUUCAGGAAGGUUUGAAUAUUUAUUUUCACUCCUUAAAGAUCGUUUUACCAUUCGUGCAGUUAUAUACUUUGUGUUUACAAAACUUUUAAUAUCCAUAAUAGUAUUUACAUUAGCCAUUACCUUGUUUGCAUUGGGAAUUAGUUUUAUGUUAUGUUUGUUACCAUUUUGUUUAAGGAUGAGUAGAUUAUUGGUUAAAUUAGAAGCGAGAAUGGUAAGAAAAUGUUUAUUGGAUUAA